GCGCUGUACGAUGUGGCGCUUGCACUUCUCUUCCGGGCAGGAGUUUUCAAACAACAGCAGCUAGCCAGCUAGCCGUCACACAUUUUAGCUCAGGGAUCUAAGACAAACUUUGCUGCGUUUUGGCUAGCGGGCUAGCUUGUUGAUUAGCGAUGUCGGCGAGCUCGAAGAGGAGAAGGGCCACUUCACCCUCCAGCAGUGUCAGCGGAGGGGGAGACCUCGACGAUACCUCCUCUACUCCUGGAAGUGGCAGGAAGCGAAGAAGGAUCUCCAAUGUUCCUCCUGUAGAUAUGAUCGCGGUUUGCCACGAGUUGUUCAACGCUGUCAGGGACCACAAGGAUGAGCAUGGAAGGCAACUUUGUGACGUUUUCCUGAGGGUUCCAAAGAGAAGGAAUCUGCCUGAUUAUUAUGAGGUUGUGUCUCAGCCAAUUGACAUGACAAAAAUUCAGUAUAAACUCAAGUCAGAAGAUUAUAACGAUGUGGAGCAGCUGACUGCGGAUUUCCAGCUCAUGUUCAACAAUGCCAAAUCAUUCUACAAGAGGGACAGUGAGGAGUAUCAAGCUGCCUCUAAGCUGUGGCAGGUUUAUCUCCAAACAAGGAGUGAGUUUGUGCAGCCUGGAGAUGGAGAUGAUGAUGAUGAAGAUGCUGACGACAUGAUGGAUAAUCCAGGAAUGUCAACAGAGGACGAGACCUCAACUGGUAGUUUGAAGGAGGUGUUGGAGCAACUCUUGGAGGCUAUAGUGUCACACGCUGAUCCCUCAGGGCGUCUGGUCAGUGAACUGUUCCAGAAACUGCCUUCCAAAGUGCAUUACCCAGACUACUAUGCUGUUAUCAAGGAGCCAAUAGAUUUGAGAGCAAUCGCUCAAAGAAUACAGAUUGGAUACUAUAAAGGUGUCAAUGCGAUGGCCAAGGACAUUGACCUGAUGGCCAAAAAUGCCAAAAUGUACAAUGAACCAGGAUCUCAGGUUUUUAAGGAUGCGAACACCAUAAAGAAGGUGUUCAUCCAGCGGAAGACCGAACUUGAACAUGCUGAACCCACUAAAUCGAGUCUUCGCAUCAGAAAUCGCAGGUCUGGCCAGGGUGAUCGACUUUCUGGUGUCAGCGUCGCUCUUCACUAUGGUUCAGAGAGUGAGGACGACCCUGUUCUCUCUGGGUCUGUGUGUUAUGAUGAGGGAGAGUCGGAGGCUGAGAGUCAGAGUUCUAGUAUGGAGAUGAGUAACCCGAUCUUCCAGCUGUAUGAAGCUGUGCGGGGCGCCAGGAACAACCAGGGCCAGGUCUUCUCUGAACCCUUCCAGCACUUGCCAUCUCGCAGGGAAUAUCCCGAUUAUUAUCAGCAGAUCAAACAGCCCGUCGCUCUGCAGCAGAUCAGGGCAAAGAUGAAGAAUGGGGAGUAUGAAAGUGUGGAGCAGAUGGACACUGACCUCAAUCUAAUGUUUGAGAAUGCAAAGCGCUACAACAUGCCUAACUCAAGCAUUUACAAACGAGCCUUCAGGCUUCAGCAGAUCAUGCAGGCCAAGAGGAGGGAGCUUUUAAGGAGAGAUGAUGAAGAUGGUGACAGCAUUUUGUCAUCUGAUGCUGGGAGUGUCAAGAGGAAAAGCCACAAGAAAAAUGUCAAGAAGAACAGAAUGAAAUCCCUUUACACUGCAGUUUUCGAUGCCAAGGAGUCAGGCACCAGUCGGCGUCUGAGUGACCUUUUUAUGGUUAAACCCUCCAAAAAGGACUACCCUGACUACUAUAACGUCAUCCUCGAACCUAUGGACAUGAAAACCAUUGAACACAACGUCCGCAUUGAGCGCUACACCACAGAAGAAGCUCUGAUGGAUGACAUGAGGUUGAUGUUCCGUAACGCCAGGCAUUACAAUGAAGAGGGAUCUCAGGUGUAUAAUGAUGCUGACAUUCUGGAGAAGAUACUGAAAGACAAGCGCAAGGAGUUAGGACCUUCCACUGAAGAAGAGGACAUGGGAUCUCCAAAACUGAAACUAAGAAAGAGUGGUGUUUCUCCAAAGAAGUCCAAAUACCUCACACCCCUCCAGCAGAGGUUGAAUGAGCUCUAUGAUGCUGUGCGAAACUUCACUGAUCGCCGAGGUCGGCGUUUGAGCACGAUCUUCCUCCGUCUGCCAUCUCGUGCCGAGUUGCCUGACUACUAUGCUACCAUCAAGAGGCCCAUCGACAUGGAGCGCCUGCGAAGUCAUAUGGCGGCUGGCCGUUUCCAGGAUGUUGAAGCCCUGGUUGAGGACUUUGUUCUCAUGUUCAACAACGCCUGCAUAUACAAUGAGCCAGAGUCUCUGAUCUACCGGGACGCUCUGCUGUUGCACCGGGUGCUGCUGGAGACACGUAAGCAGCAGGAGGGAGGCGAGGACUCUGGGCUUCCGGCUGUGGGACUUCUGGUGAGAGAGCUGAUCAGGAACCUGUUUGUGUCAGUGCUGGGCCACCAGGAUGAAGAGAGCAGAUGCUACAGCGACUCGCUGGCUGAGAUUCCUGCUGUGGAUCCAGCCUCUCCUGAGAAGCCACCACUUAACUUUGAUGUCAUAAGGAUGAACGUGGACCGAGGCCGCUACAGGAGACUGGAUGUUUUCCAGGAACACAUGUUUGAGGUGCUGGAGAAGGCACGCAGACUUCACAGGACUGACUCUGAGAUAUUUGAAGAUUCAGUGGAGCUGCAACAGUUUUUCAUUAAAAUCCGGGAUGAGCUAUGCAAGAAUGGAGAGAUUCUCCUGUCCACUGCGCUCAACUACACGUCAAAACACCUGCACAGUGACGUGGAGCAGGAAAAGAGGGACAAAAUUCCCAAAGAGUUUGAGGAAGACAAGCAAAAGAAAGAAGAAGAGGACGAGGAGGAUAAUAAAGAUGGUGAGAAAGCUGGAGACCGGCAAGGAGAACCAUGGCAGUCGGAGUCCGAGACAGAGCGUGUGUACACUAAGGAAUGCACCUUUGAAAACCACACCUACCACGUAGGGGACUUUGUGUAUGUGGAGCAGUCGAAACCGAACCUGAAGCCACACAUCGUCUGUAUUGAACGUCUGUGGGAGAAUGAAGCAGGUGAGAAGUGGCUGUAUGGUUGCUGGUUCUACAGGCCCACUGAAACCUUCCACCUGGCCACACGCAAGUUUCUGGAAAAAGAGACCUUCAAGAGCGACUACUACAACAAAGUGUCACUCAGCAAAGUCUCGGGCAAUUGUGUGGUCCUGUGUGUGAAGGAUUAUUUCAAAAUGCAGCCGGAGGGCUACAGGCCCGAGGAUGUGUAUGUCUGUGAAUCCCGCUAUGCUGCCAGGAACAAGUCCUUCAAGAAGAUCAAGAUAUGGGCCAUGCCUACGAGCUCUGUGAAGUUGGUCUCACGAGACGUGCCUAUGCCCGUUGUCCGUGUAGCCUCCAUGUUCGCCAAACCUAACCAGGACAAGCUAACAGUCUCAUAUGCAGAGAGUGGCGGUUUUGUGGAGAAGGAGAGGGAGGAUGUCCCUGUGGAGAUGAAUGCAGCUGAGCCCGGUGGUCAGCACUAUGAACAGUUGCGCUACAACAACAUGUGGUUUAAAGUGGGAGACUGUGUUUACAUCAAGUCUCACGGUCUGUCAAAGCCCCGGGUUGCCAGGAUAGAGAAGCUGUGGGUGCAGAAUGGAACUACUUACUUCUUUGGACCGAUCUUCAUUCAUCCAGAGGAAACCGAGCACGAGCCCACGAAGAUGUUCUACAAGAGAGAAGUUUUUCUGAGCCAACUGGAGGAGACUCUGCUCAUGACCUGUGUCAUAGGCAAAUGUAUGGUUUCCCCUUUCAAGGACUUCCUGUCAUGCAGAUCCACCGAGGUUUCAGAGGACGACGUCCUGCUGUGCGAGAGCCGCUACAUUGAGACUGAGAAGCAGAUGAAAAAGUUCAAGGGUCUCAAACGCUUCUCAUAUUCUGCCAAGGUGGUGGAGGACGAGAUCUACUAUUUCAGAAAACCGAUGGUGCCUCAGAAGGAAGCCUCACCCUUUUUGACUAAGAAGAUAGAGGAGCUUGAGCUUAAACUGGCCGACAUUGAGGACGGAGAUGAUGAUAUUGAAGAUAUGGAUGAUGAGGAGGCUCCAGUAACACCUUCUAUGCCUCAGAUACCAACGCCACAUGCAAGCGAAAUGGACACACAGCCAUACACACCUUCUCAGUCCACUCCCAAAGUAAAGGGCUUAUCGAAAAAGGAAGGGGCCAAGAGAAAGAUCAACAUGAGUGGCUAUAUCCUGUUCAGCAGUGAAAUGCGAGCAGUCAUCAAAGCUCGACACCCUGACUUCUCCUUUGGGGAGCUGAGUCGACUCGUGGGCACCGAGUGGAGGAACCUCGAAACUACCAAGAAAGCCGAGUAUGAAGAACGUGCGGCGAAAAUAGUGGAGAACCAAGAGCGCGACAGACCACCCCAGAAGCAAGCAUCCCCUAGAGCAGGUACCCCAGUAGGGGCACUGAUGGGGGUGGUGCCUUCGCCCAGCACUAUGGGAAUGAUAAACCAGACCAUGACACCUGUGUCAGGCAUGAUGGGAGCUUACGGCCCACCUUACAUGCCCAUGCAGGGCCCCCAUGAGGGCUUGUUGAGUGUGGCAACAAUGUCACCUCACCCUGCAGGGGGGCCCCACCUGCCUCUUCACCAUCUCCAGCAAGGUAUUCCUGGGUACCCUGGCAUGCCUCAUCAGGGUAUGAUGGGAGCUGGUAUGAAUGGCAUGGCAGGAAGUCCGGGAUCAGGAGCCUUUAUGCAACAGCCUGGGAUGUUCAGCCCAGGACAACUCGCUCCUCCUCCAUAUCCAGGGCAGGGCCAGUUAGGCCAGCCCUCACACCUGCAGCCCACCACCCCCAUGUUUGUGGCUCCACCACCAAAGACCCAGAGGGUGCUCCACUCAGAGGCCUACCUGAAGUACAUCGAGGGCCUGAACUCAGAGUCUGCCACUGUCAGCAAGUGGGACCAAACACUGAAAGCUCAAAGGCGAGAUGCUCACCUGACCAAAGAGCAGGAGAGCAGGCUGCCAGCUCACUGGUUGAAGAGCAAGGGAGCCCACACCACCAUGGCGGAUGCACUGUGGCGCCUGCGUGACUUGAUGCUGAGAGACUCUCUGAACAUCUGUCAGGCAUACAACCUGUAAUCUGUAGGACACGCUCAAACCACUAUAACCAGCUCUCCCACUGCUCUUAUCCUCAAGCUACAGCAGAGUUUAGGAAGGAUUAUAGACCACAGAAGCAAUAUUUUAUAGUGAAUCAUGAUCAGUUUUAUAUUUAUUAGUUAACAUAAUGAGCUUGAUAGUGAUUUGUGUGUCAUUCUUUUUUUUUACACCAUUUAGAUGCAUUGUGUUGUAAAACCAGGUUUUUUUUGGCUCACUGAUACUUCUAAAAUAAAAUUCUGAAUACCCUGUU
Hippoglossus stenolepis (Pacific halibut) is the source of this 5358-nucleotide messenger RNA. RefSeq names its product polybromo 1, like (gene pbrm1l). Gene Ontology annotation, molecular function: chromatin binding; protein binding. The transcript is spliced from 30 exons. The record is from RefSeq and is a predicted model, not a curated record. Gene Ontology annotation, cellular component: RSC-type complex. Lineage: Eukaryota; Metazoa; Chordata; Actinopteri; Pleuronectiformes; Pleuronectidae. The coding region runs from base 150 to 5090 and encodes 1646 amino acids. Gene Ontology annotation, biological process: chromatin remodeling.